GUGACUGCAGAAUACUCACCAGGAAAUACAGCAGGUUUUCUGGUUAGGGGCAAUUUAUCGCCUUUACCUUUAUUGCCUGUAAGGGUGUGUUCUAGUGCAGACGAUAGCAGAUAUCACCCACCGAAAUGACCGGUUUUAGCGAGUAUUUCAUGAAUGGACGGGAUGGAACUUUGUAGCUGACUUUAGAUUCUCAGUCACAAUACUUAAGGAAAUCUCACCGACUACCUGACCAGGCAAGUGAGCUCAGAGACGAUGGACACCUGUCCUUUUCGUACAUUUCAUUUAUCACGUGUUACUUUGUUGAAUUUUCUCUGGGACUGAGCAGAAUUCGCGGAUUCAGAAUGGAUGUCAGACGGAGAUGCGUCUUGUGCUGUCAGGCGGUGUUCCCGUGUUUCAAAAACGCACAGUCCAGCGCCGAGGAGGUCGAGCGAGAAAAGCGGGACAUUGUGGUGAUCACGAACCCUCAUACCGAGCCACCCAAACGGGCACUGCCCCCCGUGCCUCCCGACUACCCGCAAUACGUCUACAUCGCCUUGUAUGAUUACACUGCACGGACUGGGGAAGAUUUGAGUUUCUGUGCUGGGGACAAGCUGGAAGCGUUGGACAAAAGUGCUGGUGACUGGUGGUACGCAAGAGCACUCACUGGAUUGUCAGCAAACAGACAGGGGUACAUUCCGGCGAAUUAUGUGGCGCCCGUGGAAAGUCUGGAUGCGGAACCAUGGUAUUUUCCGGACACAAAGAGGGUAGACGCAGAGAAGAUGCUGCUCUCCGAGGGAAACCGGCAUGGUGCCUUUCUCAUCAGACAGUGUGAGAGCCAGAAAGGAGAGCUGUCACUCUCAGUGCUGGACAAUGGGAUAGUGAAACAUUACAGACUUAAGAAGCUUGACAACGGAGGCUAUUACGUUUCCCGAGCGAGAAGUUUCCACACCCUGAAGGAGUUUGUCGAGCACUACUCAAAAUACAUGGAUGGCCUUUGCGUGCGUCUCGGUGAACCGUGUAAGAAGUUGGAGGCCCCGCAGACACAUGGCUUGUCCUACAACACAGUGGACCAUUGGGAGAUCGACCGCACCUCCAUUCAGCUGGUGAGGAAGCUGGGCGCGGGUCAGUUCGGCGAGGUCCACGAAGGCUUGUGGAACGGCACCACCGCAGUGGCGGUAAAAACGCUUAAACCCGGCACUAUGGACCCCCAGGACUUCCUCCGGGAGGCCCAGAUCAUGAAGAAGCUGAGACACCCUAAACUGAUCCAGCUAUACGCUGUCUGCACCGUGGAGGAGCCCAUCUACAUCAUCACUGAGCUGAUGAAGAACGGCAGUCUGCUGGAGUACCUGCAGAAGGACAAAGGAGCCAAGCUGAACAGGACGGACCAGAUCGAGAUGGCAGCCCAGGUGGCUGCUGGGAUGGCAUACCUGGAGCUACAAAACUACAUCCACAGAGACCUGGCUGCCAGGAACGUGCUGGUCGGGGAGAACAACAUCUGCAAGGUGGCCGACUUCGGUCUGGCCAGAGUCUUCAUGAUGGAGAAUGAAAACGUCUAUGAAGCCAAAGAGGGAACCAAGUUUCCGGUGAAAUGGACUGCCCCAGAAGCCAUCAACUGCAACAAGUUCAGCAUCAAGUCUGACGUCUGGUCCUUCGGCAUCCUUCUGUAUGAAAUCAUAACCUUUGGACAGAUGCCUUAUCCAACCAUGAACAACCACCAGGUGAUCCAGAAGCUUUCCACUGGAUACAGAAUGCCCUGCCCGGCGAACUGCCCCCCGGUGAUAUACAAUCUCAUGAUGGAUUGCUGGAAGGAGAACGAGCUCGAAAGGCCGACAUUCGAGACCCUGCAGUGGUCACUGGAGGACUUCUUCAACUUGGACACGUCCUCCUACGACAAUGCUAACCGCUAUUAGCUUUCAGCACCUGAAGCUGUAGCGACUAGAACCUUUGCCACAUGCAAUACCAAAACGCACCACCAGGGAGCAAAAAAAAAAAAAGAUGCAAGCUUUGACAAAAAGUUCAGAUUCUGGUUGGAUCUGGCUGUGUCUGGUUGUAUGUGAAGAACUGUGCAUUUUCUUCUCUUGAUAGGAUGAAUGUAACUUGUAAAGCUGAAAUUAGGGCACAAGAAUUAUUUUAGAGAGAUUUUAGAGAGGUUUUUACAAAAUGGCUAGUGGAAUCGUGGAAUGAAAAGUGACCAAAGGGAACAAAGGCUGUUGUUCAGCUGUGCUUUUGUGCUGUGGCAUGUGAGAGGGCAGAGUAUGACUGCAGUGGGAUCUGAUCUGUGCCGUUAACAAUAGGAGUGAUAUUUAGGAAUGCCUCAUCCUCUGUGUGUGAGUGCGUUCAGGUAAGCUGCUCAGUCCGCCAGUCAGACAGAUGCGAAGUUUUGGGUUUACCUGAAGUGACCGUAGUGCUCAUCCAAUCUGAAUACUGGUAGUGUGUGUGUGAAACUGUGAGUCAGCAGCUGGCGGCAUCAGUAGUCCAUCGCCUCAGACUUGCGUAACAGCCGCAUCUACAUUGUUAUGUCUUACAAUAGUAGCAAUCUACAUUUUUAACACUUGUUCAUCAGUCAGUCAGCAUUGCGCGCAUACUUUCGGGAGCAAAGCACUCAGCUUGUGCUUGCUGCCAAGUAUGUAAUAACAGUCAACAGUGCUAAGAAGGUGACGCCGUCUCAGCCACUGAGACUGACUCAUCUCCAGCUGGCAUAAAUACUGCAUAAAUAUUUUUUUGUUUCCUUCCAUGAACCCGCUUUUCAAGUGGAGAUUAUCAUCGCUAACUGGGCGAAGUCUCCACCGUGGGCAAAGAGCACUAAUUUUAUUUCCAUCGUUAAAAAAAUAUGCUUAGCUUGCAGCAAAAUCUUAGAUUAUCCAGAACUGGUUUUUACCAAGAAUCAAAAUGUCUGUGGGUUAAAUCUUUUUUGUUUUUCGUCAGUGUGUGCACGUGUCAUAUUGCAUUGCAUGGAUUCAGUAGAAUGGCCAGACAGACUACUAACAUGAUUUACCAGAAUAGCCUUAAUGAAAUAUAAUAUAUACUGUCAUAUAUUAAGAUAAUGCUGAUGGACACAU
This is a messenger RNA of Megalops cyprinoides (Indo-Pacific tarpon), 3038 nucleotides long. It is a transcript of the gene frk, whose product is annotated as fyn-related Src family tyrosine kinase. Gene Ontology annotation, cellular component: extrinsic component of cytoplasmic side of plasma membrane. The record is from RefSeq and is a predicted model, not a curated record. NCBI's taxonomy places the organism in Eukaryota, Metazoa, Chordata, Actinopteri, Elopiformes, Megalopidae. Gene Ontology annotation, biological process: protein phosphorylation; cell surface receptor protein tyrosine kinase signaling pathway; innate immune response. The transcript is spliced from 8 exons. Gene Ontology annotation, molecular function: signaling receptor binding; ATP binding; non-membrane spanning protein tyrosine kinase activity. The coding region runs from base 342 to 1889 and encodes 515 amino acids.